AUGGCGAGCCUUCCGUUUAAACCGUUAGAGAAGUUUAUUGACUUGGCACUGGAAGCAAGCAUUCGACAACUUGAUUAUAUAAUCAAUUACGAAGACCAUGAACAAGAGUUAAAAGAACUCAUUAAGACUCUUGAAAGUAAUAAGAUAACGGUAGAUAAGCAACUCAAAGUUGCUGAAGACAAUGCAAACGAAAUCACAGAUACUGCUCGAGAUUGGCUCCACAAGGUGGCAACGAAGCUGGAAGAAAGUAAGGAGUUUCACGAUGACAACACGCUCGAAUUCAAGACGAGUUGCUAUAGCGGGGGGUGCUCUAGCGGGGCUCUUCCUUUCUUGUGGCACAGGCGUCAACUUGGCAGGAAAGCAAAGAAGAUAUUGGCACCGGCAAUCAAAGAGCUAAAUCAGGAAACAGCCAACAUUCUUGCAAAUAUUUCACAUCCACCAGCUCCAACGUUUGCGGAUAGCAAUCCACUUGAUGGUGACUAUCUUGAAUUCGAAACAAGGAAGGGUAUCAUUGAGAAAAUCCUGGAGCAACUAAAAGAUUCCACGGUGAGAAUGGUUGGACUGCAUGGGCCUAGUGGUGUGGGCAAGACCUCUCUCGUCAAACGAAUUGCAAAGCAGGCUGGCGACAGCAAAUUGUUUGAUAAGGUGGUCAUGGCAAUCGUGAAGAAAGAUCCAGACCUUCUAAAGGUCCAGCAAGAUAUCGCUGACGGUUUAAGGUUAACUUUUGGAAAUGAAGGUGAGAAUGGGAGAGCAACACUUUUGAGAAAGAGGCUGAAACAGGAAAAUACCCUUGUGAUCCUGGAUGACCUUUGGGAUGAAUUGGACUUGAAUAAGAUUGGGAUUCUAUUUGAUGAUGACGAUGCCGUUUCAAGCCACGUGACUAGCAAAGAAAGAAAUGAUUCGGGCAGCAAAAAGGAAGGGGAAGAGAAAAUGGCAAGUGAUAAUUCUCCUAGCACCACCAGGCGGGGAUGCAAAAUUUUGUUAACUUCAAGAUAUAAAGAAGUGUUGUGCCGUAAAAUUAAUGUUAAGGAAAAAUUAAUUUUCUCUGUCCCAGAGUUAGAUGUUAAGGAUACUCUGACAUUGUUCAAGAAGGUGGUUGGAAUGUCAAAUGAAAUUCCCAAGUUCAACCCAGAAACCCUUCAUAAUUAUUGUGCAGGGUUACCAAUGGCAGUCAUUAUAGUCGGAAGGUCGUUAAUGCACAAGAGCGAAUCAGAGUGGGAAGGCGAACUUGAAAGACUCAAAAACCAACAAGGAUCAAAUGAAGUGCAAAAGUACAUGGAGAAUCAUGUGAAGAUGGGUUAUGAUCAUCUAGAAAGCGAGGAGCUCAAGUCCAUUUUCCUAGUGUGUGCUCAAAUGUGCCAUCAGUCAUUAAUUGUUGACUUGGUGAAAUACUGUUAUGGUUUGGGCAUCCUUAAAGAUGUCCAUACACUGAGGGGUGCCCGCCACAGCAUAUCCAAGUCAAUCCAGAUGCUAAAAGAUUCAGGCUUGUUGGAUAGUACUUCCAACGAUAAUUUCAAUAUGCAUGAUAUAGUUCGAGAUGCUGCUCUAUCUAUAGCGUGCAAGAAUCGGAAUGUAUUUACCCUGAGAAAUAAAACACUGGAUGUCUGGCCUCACAAGGAACAGCUUGAGAGGUACUCUGCAAUUUAUCUACACAAGUGCCAUAUUGUGGAUGGGCUCCCAGAACGUGUUAACUGUCCUCGUCUUACAUUCUUUUAUAUUGACUGUGAUGGUUCAACUUUGAAAAUAUCUGAUACAUUUUUUGAAGGAAUGGAAGAACUCAGAGUUUUAGUAUUGUCCGGAAUUCAUUUGCAGAGUCUGCCGUCUUCAAUCAAAUGCUUACCAAACCUCAGAAUGCUUUGCUUGGAGAAAUGCACUCUAGGUGACUUGUCCGUUUUAAAUCAUUUGAGAAAGUUGAGGAUUCUUAGCCUUUCAGGAUCUAGAAUUGAAGAUUGGCCAACAGAUUUGGAUGGCUUAAGCAAGUUACAGUUUCUAGAUAUUAGCAAUUGUUUUAUAAGCAGCUCCACUAGGCCUUUAUCUUUAUCGAGCUUCCCUAAUUUGGAGGAAUUGUAUAUAGAAAAUAGCUUGACUAAAAUGGAGGUGGAAGGACAGAUAAAUCACAGUCAAAUUUCAGCUCUUUCUGAGUUGAAACAUCUGCAUCAGUUGAAUACUUUAGAUGUCUACUUUCCUAGUGCUGAACUUUUGCCAGCAGACUUGUUCUUUCACGAGUUGAAUGAUUACAAGAUUGUGAUUGGAGACUUUGAGACAAUUUCGAUAGCAGAUUUCAAGAUGCCCAAAAAGUACGAAGCUUCAAGAUCUUUGGCACUGCAGCUAGAAUCUGGCAUGGAUAUUCACUCCCUCAAAGCAGUCAAAUUGCUAUUCAAAGGAGUGGUGAAUUUCCUUUUGGGAGAGCUACACGGGGUUCAAAAUGUAUUUUAUGAGCUGAAUCUGAAUGGAUUUCCAGAUCUGAAACACUUUUCCAUCGUAAAUAACAAUGACAUUGAAUACAUUGUGAAUUCAAUGGAGUUGUCACAACCUCAUGAUGCUUUUCCCAGUUUAGAGUUCCUCAGCCUGUUCAACCUAAAGAACAUAAAGAAGAUAUGUUGCAGUCCUAUUACAAAUUCCUCAUUCUCUAGACUAAAGAUAAUCAAAUUGAAGAUGUGCCCCCAAUUGAAGAGCAUAUUCUUCUUUUACAUUGUUGAAUUUCUUACUAGUCUAGAAACAAUUGAUGUCUCUGAAUGUGAUUCUCUACAAGCAGUUAUUAGUAAAGAAGAAGGAUCCAACAAGGUUGUGCUUCAUAAGUUAUGCUCUUUGACAUUACAGAAAUUACCAUCCUUUGUCAGUUUUUACAACAAUGCAGACAUGCCUUUGGAACCGGAAUCUAUGGAAAAGCAAGCAAGAAUCACUGACGACAUAGGAAUUGUCCCAGCAGAGGAUGAGCAGAGUUCCACAACUUCCUUUUCUCUUUUUGAUGAAAAUGUAGAAAUUCCAAACUUAGAGAGCUUGAAGUUGUUCUCAAUCAAGAUCCACAGCAUAUGGAGCGAUCGAAUUUCAAAUGAUUGGUUUCAGAACUUGAUAAAAUUAACGUUGGAAAAUUGUAACUUGACAUAUUUAUGCUCAUUGUCUAUGGCUUACAGUCUCAAUAAGCUAAAAAGCAUCUCCAUAAGUAGGUGUUCACUAAUGGAGAAGUUAUUCAUCAGCGAAGAAAAUAACAAUGAGUAUUCGAAGGAUUGUAUCUUUCCUAAAUUGGAGGAAAUCCAAUUGAGUCGAAUGGAGAUGUUAAAAGAAAUAUGGCCACGUGAAGAUGAAGUAAGGGCAGAUUCAUUUUCUAGUAUCAUUUCUGUUGAUAUUAGCCACUGCAAUAAGAUUGACAAGAUUUUUCCCAGUCACAUGAAAUGUUGUUAUCUGAGUUUGAAAACCUUGAAGAUUUAUUCAUGUGAGUGGGUGGAAUUCAUUUUCAAAAGUAGACUUCCUCCGCAACAAAGUGACACAAAUAAAUCUGCAUUAUUGGAGGUUAUUGAUUUGGAUAAUCUCCCUUAUCUAAAGCAAGUAUGGAGUGAAGAUCCAAAAGGAGUGGUUAACUUCACAAAUGUGCAGAGUAUAAAUAUUUCUUCAUGUAACACUUUGAGCAAUGUGUUGCCAGCUUCUAUUGCCAAGGAUCUUGGAAAACUAGAAAGCUUUUCGAUAUACUCAUGUCGUAAUUUGGAGGAAAUCAUUGCGUGCGAUGGAGGAUCAGAAACAAGCAGUGAAGCAUUGGAGUUCCCUGAAGUAGUCUCCAUGUCAUUUUGGGACUUACCAAGCAUCCGAUGUUUGUACAAAGGGAGACAUAUUGUAGAGUGUCCAAAAUUGAAGCAACUGAGAAUGACUGGGUGUCCAAAUCUGGAAAUAUUCAAAACAGAAAGUGCCAAUGAAGAAGAAACAGCAUUCUUAUCGGUAGAAAAGGUAAUGUCCAACUUGGAGCAUCUGGAUAUCGACUCUAAAGGAGUAGAGUGGUUAAUGAGCAACACAGGCAAGUACCGCUUUACCUCUUUGAAACAACUUCACUUGUACACAUGGCAGAGCCAUCAUGACCAGACUCUAUACUGCUUCCUCCACACCAUUCCUAAUCUACAAAUCUUGUACUUGAAUGAUGAUUCUAACAUUAGAGAGUUCGUGCCAAGUGGAAACACCGCACCGAAGCAAAGAUUGGGAACCGUAUUACUUCUUAAGGAAUUAACUUUGUGGGCACGAGAGAUGGAGGAUAUUGGAUUUGAAAGAGAUCCUGCUCUUCAGAGAUCACUGCACCGCCUGAAAUUGCAAUUCUGCCACAGAUUGAGGAGAUUGGCACAUUCCUCGGUGUCCUUCACUCACUUGACAUACUUGCAAGUAUAUCAUUGUGGUGAAUUGAAAACUCUAAUGACAUGCUCAACAGCAAAGAGCUUGGUUCAACUGACCACCUUGAAGGUAGAGUAUUGUGAUCAAUUAAAUGAAAUAGUUACCAAGGAUGAGCAGGAAAAUGAGGAGGGGAUUAAAAUUGUCUUUGCCAACUUGAUAACUAUACAACUUGAACGACUAAGAAACCUCACAAGUUUCUGUAGCAACUCGAAUUGUGAGUUUUCGGUGCCAUUGUUGGAAAAAUUGAUUCUGAGAGGAUGUCACAAGAUGAAAACGUUCACCGCGAAGCACAUAACAGCGCCCAAGCUACAAAGCGUACUUGCCAGUGAAACAUAUGAUCAGGAAGAGAAAGGGUAUUGGAAAAGAGACCUGAAUGCCACCAUUCAAAUGCUGUUUGUGGAAAAGGUUUAUUUGGAGCUUUCAAAUCAUCCAGAAUUAAAACAAGUAUGGUGUGACAAAACCGUAGUGCAAGUGAAUAGGUUUGAGAAUGUAAAAUCUUUGGUUGUGAAAAGAUGUGGUUAUCUUGUGCAUGUAAUUCCAUCUCAUUUGCUUCAUUGCUUUAAGAAUUUGGAAGAUCUGCAAGUAUCCGAUUGCCAUGAAGUGCAAGUCAUCUUUAAUAUGGAUGACAGUAGCAAUAAGCAAGUGGCAAAAUCAAUAGGGAUGUCUCGUUUGAAAAAUUUAUCUGUAGAGAAUCUACCAAAUUUGGAACAUGUAUGGGACACAGAUCCGAAAGAAAAUAUUCACUUUCAAGCUCUGCAAGAUUUGAGCAUUCACAGAUGUGAUAGUCUUGAAUAUGUGUUUCCAUCAUCAAUGGCUAAAGGUCUUGCCAUGAACAAUCUUUCAAUAGAAGACUGUGAGCAGUUGGUAAAAAUAUUUGCAGAGGAGAAAAGAACAUCAAAAUUGAAUGCCAAUAAGGUCCUAAAAGCAAUGGGUAUGUUCCGUCUGAAAAAAUUGUCGUUAGCGAAUCUACCAAAUUUGGAACAUGUAUGGGACAAAGAUUCAAUUGAAAUUAUUCACUUUUCUGCUCUGCAAGAUUUAAGCAUUAACAAAUGUGAUAGUUUGAAAUAUGUGUUUCCAACAUCCAUUGCUGAAGACCUUGCCAUGCUGAAUAAUCUUUCGGUAGAAGACUGUGAGAAAAUGGUAAAAAUCUUUGCAGAAGAUAAAACAACCUCAGAAUUAGGAGACACCAAAACGUUUGAGCUUCCUUCUUUGACUUCACUGGUGCUAAGAGAGAUGCCAAUGCUCAAACACUUUUAUCCGGGACUACACAAGCUUCAAUUUCCAAAACUAAAAAAACUAUAUAUACAAGUCUGUAAAUGGAUGAUACUCAAUUGUCAAGAGGCAAAGGCUUUUGUAGAUCAACAGGUUCUACUUCCAAUCCAGCAGGUUAAUCUCCUAUUUCAGAGCUUGGAGAAAUUAUCAUUUGAUAUGAGAGGCGCCAAGUUGACUUGGGAAGUAAAAUCUCGAAAACUUGAAUUUGAAAAGUCAGAAGAAGAAAGGGUUGAAGAGGUGCUAUUUGAGGAAAAACCUAAGGCUGAUGAUGUUGAACUCCUAUCGCAUCUCGAUCUCAAAGGGUUAAGGCUACAUGCUCUUGAUGGACUCAAAUCCAUUGGUUUGGAGCACUCUUGGAUACACCCCAUCCUUGAUAAUAUCCAAACAUUGGAAGUGAAGUGGUGUUAUGAUAUAAAGAACUUAGUAGCAAGCAAGGUGUCUUUCUCUAGUCUGACGAAAUUGGUUGUAUAUAGUUGCUUUGGUUUGUUGUAUGUGUUCACAUCUUCAACAGCAGAAAGUUUGAGUCAACUCAAGCAUAUGGAGAUAAGCAAUUGUAGAUCAAUGCGAGAGAUAAUAUGCAAAGAGGAUGAUGAAUCUAAUGAGAACAUAAUAUUUGAGCAGCUUCAGGUUUUGCAUCUUAACAACCUGCCAAUGCUGAGAUGGUUAUACUCAGGCAAACGUACUUUGUGUUUUCCAUCAUUGCAACACUUAUCCAUCUUUGGCCGCAUACUCUGGAGGAUGACAACAUUCUGUCCCCACUUCCACAUAACGAAUCUAAAUUCACUCAAGUUGUGCUCAGGACAAAGCUGGAAUGCAUAUGAAGUCCAAUGGGAAGAUGAUGUUGAUACCACCAUUCGCAAAAUGAAUAACAAAAAAAUUGGUCUCAGAGAAAGCCUAUAUUUUCAAGACAUGUGGCGUGGCUCAUUGACAGUUCCUGAAGCAUACUUCGUUCAGGAAUGUAGUUCUGUGAAAACUAUAUUUGAUGUGAAGUGCAUAACAAAAGACAAGACACUACUACCAAUUAAAUUUUCGUUGAAGAAGUUGGUAUUAGAAAAGCUGCCGAAUUUGGAUAGCAUUUGGAAAGAAGAUCCUGGUGGGGUACUCGACUUUCAACUUAUACAACAAGUGCGUGUUAAUACAUGUAAAAGCCUUACAAGCUUGUUCCCAAAAUCAGUAGGCAAGGAUCUUAUCAAUCUUAAAAAUCUAGAGUUGAAACAUUGUAAAAGCUUGGUGGAAAUCAUUGCAGGGAUUGAAACAACACCAGAAAGAACAAUUUCAAACCCUAUUAAGUUCCCACGUCUGACUUCAUUGACACUGUUGGAUUUACCAAGCUUCAAUUGUUUUUACUGUUCGUUGCAUUGUGUCCUGUUGAAGACACUGAAUGCCCAUGAUGAUGAUUCACAAAUUGAGGACCAAGUCUGUUUCAAAGAGGUUACUCCUAAAUUGACCAAUUUGUUGUUUGGUAAAAGAGAAGUGAAGAUGAUUGGACAUGAAGAAUGUGAGGGAAGCCACUUUGGCGACACAAAUGUUUCUGAUAUGCAGGGUUUUAAUGUUGUUGAGCUUGAGUCUGAUGAACUUCCAUAUACAUUUCUUCAAAAGGUGUCUUGUAUAAAAACUCUCCAAGUGAAAAAUAGUUCAAUCAAAGAGAUAUUCUGCUCUAAAAGGCCUAGUUUGGAUUGCACCCAAUUUCUACCACAUCUUAAAGAAUUGAAGUUGGCUUCUCUUUCUGAACUAAUUUCCAUAGGAUUUGAACGCUCUUGGAUACGAGAAUCAUCAAUUCUCAAAACUCUGGUAACCUUAGAAGUAAAAAGUUGCUCUAGUUUAACAAGUUUAGUUUCUUCUCCUGUAUGUUUCUCCAAUCUGACGCAUUUGACUGUAUCUGAAUGCGAUAGCAUGAUAUAUUUGUUCACAUCUGCAACAGCUAAAAGUUUGUCUCAACUCAAAAAGAUGAAAAUAUCUAAUUGUAAAUCCAUGCAAUGGAUUGUGUCUAAUGAAGGAGAAGAAUCAAUUCAUGAUGAGAUAGUAUUUGAGCAGUUGCAAGAAUUACAAUUUGAGAGUUUAAAAAGCCUUAGAAGAUUUUACAAUGGAAAUUUUGCCUUAAGCUUUCCAUCAUUGGAUAAAUUGAAAGUGAUUAAGUGCAACAGGAUGGAAUCUUUCUGUGAAGGUACCAUCAAUACUAACAAGUUGUCAGAAGUAGUCUUUGAUGAUUCAUUUAGAGGUGAUAGAACCCAAUUGGAAGUUGAUCUCAAUUCUACCUUACGAAACACUUACAAGACAGAGGUUGCAAAAUUUGUGAGGGAAGUAAAGAAUUUGAAGCUCAGCGAACACCCAAUGAUACAUGGAAUAUGGAAUGGUCCAUUUCGAAUUCCAUCCUUGUGCUUCAUCAGAUUGAAGAUCUUGAUUGUGGAAAAAUGCGAAUUCACAUCUAUUGUAAUACCCUCUCACAUACUCGAUUUGCUAUGCAAAUUAGAAGAGUUGAUCGUGCGACAAUGUGAUUCCGUGACAACAAUAUUUGAAGUGACACAUGAAGCAAAAGACACAAUGAUCAAUCCUUUAAGAUCUGGCUUAAAGAAAUUGACUAUUGAGCAGCUACCAAAUCUUGAACAUAUUUGGGAUUCAGAUCCUACUCAACAAAUUAGUUAUUUUCAGAGCUUUCAAGAAGUGUACGUGAAUGGAUGCAACAACAUUCAAAGAUUGUUUCCAAUAUCUGUAGCCGAAAAUUUGAAUAAACUUGAGAAACUGGAAAUAACAGAGUGUGAUAGAUUGGUGGAAAUUGUUGCAAAGGAUGAAGCAGAUGUUGAAGGAGCUCCUAAAGAGUUUACAUUGCAAAGCAUGACCUCCAUAAAACUGUGGUCUUUGCCAGAAUUGAAAUGUUUCUACUCUGCACCCAAUAAGUUAGAAUGCCCCAAGCUAGAGGAAGUGCACUUAUUCCACUGUGACAAGGUGAAGACAUUUGAAUGUGAGUCUCAGAAAUAUCAACAUCCACAAGCAGAGAAUCAAGCCAUUUUCUUGUCAGAAAAGGUAAUUCCAAACUUAAAGUUUCUAGCACUGAGCAAGGAGGAGAUCAUGAUGUUGUGGCAUGAGCAGCUUCAUGUGAACAACCUUUCAAAAUUAGAAGCUCUUCGGUUGCAAUGUUUUCAUGACGAUUCAGAUACUUUUCCAUAUGAAGUACUCCGACAGCUUCCCAACAUAGAAAAUCUUGCGGUGAAUUGUAGCUCUUUCAAAGAGAUAUUCUGCUCUGAGAGUCCCAACAUGGACAACGGCAAUGGAAUUCUUCCUCAUUUAAAAUGUUUGCAGUUGAUUAAGCUGUCUAAACUGAAGUCCAUUGGAUUAGAACAUGCAUGGAUGGAUCUCAUUUCUAAAAAUCUUGAAAAGUUGCUAAUAGACCAGUGUCAUUGUUUGAGGAGCAUAGUACCAAGCAACGUAUCAUUCUCGAGCCUAAUAGAAUUAAACAUAUCAGAAUGCAAUGGUCUUGUGAGUUUGUUCACACCUUCAACAAGCAGAACUCUGCAUCAACUGAAGACCAUGUCAGUAAAAGAUUGUGAAUCAUUAGAAGAGAUAGUGUCAGAAGAGUCAUCAGAGAAUGUUGAAGAGGAGAUAAUAGUAUUUCCUAAACUGAAAACUCUGUCCCUUUUCUCUCUACCAAACCUUGGAAGGUUUUACAAUGGAAACAUUGCCUUAAAAUUCCCAUCAUUGGAAAAAUUCUCACUAAUCAAUUGCCAAAAGAUGGAAAGCUUUUGUGCAGGUUACGUAAGUGUCAACAGGUGGACAGAAGUUGAAUUUGAGGAGGAUGAAUAUCCAGUUUUGUUGGAAGUUGAUCUGAACUCUGCUGUACGGAAAGCAUUUGAAGGAAUGUUUUAUUAGGCGGAAUCUAAUUUCAGUAAUGGAGUUAGAGACAAAAUGAGGAUACCCACAUGGACAAGACAUUGAUACAGAGGAAGGAAUAUUGUCAACUUGACUUCUUUUAUGUUGUAUUAUUUUUUUUCAAAAAAAAAAAAAACACUAAAAAAAUUAAAAAGGAAAAAAAAAGAACAAGUGUGUAGUGUGGUUAUAACUUAUAAGUUUACCCAAAACAGAAAAGAGAGAAAACAAAAGUUCAAAUGUGGUGUGGUUUUAAGUUAAAAAAAAAAAAGAAGAGUGCAUGCAUGUAAUGUGUGUGGCGUGGUCGUAAGUUUAAAAAAAAAGAGUGUGCAUGUGUGGUGUGGUUAUAAGUUAAAAAAACAAAAAACAAAAAACAAAAAACAAAAAAAAAAACAAAAGACCAAAAAAAAAAAGGGUUGGGAUGAUCUAUGUUAGGGUAGCGUUACAUGUGUGUGAAAUGUGUUUGCAUUGUAACUCAUGGAUAAUAGAUGAUAACAGUGUGUUAAACUGUAUUACUUAUUUUGCUUUAUUCAUUGUUUUAACUACUUUCUUUUUUUAAAAGUAAA
Molecule: messenger RNA, 10070 nt
Organism: Arachis duranensis
Lineage: Eukaryota; Viridiplantae; Streptophyta; Magnoliopsida; Fabales; Fabaceae
Exons: 12
Coding region: 1-9507 (3168 amino acids)
Molecular function (GO): ADP binding; ATP hydrolysis activity
Source: RefSeq, a predicted model, not a curated record